Messenger RNA from Musca vetustissima, 2350 nucleotides. It is a transcript of the gene slou, whose product is annotated as homeobox protein slou. NCBI's taxonomy places the organism in Eukaryota, Metazoa, Arthropoda, Insecta, Diptera, Muscidae. Gene Ontology annotation, molecular function: RNA polymerase II cis-regulatory region sequence-specific DNA binding; DNA-binding transcription factor activity, RNA polymerase II-specific. Gene Ontology annotation, biological process: regulation of transcription by RNA polymerase II; cell differentiation. The record is from RefSeq and is a predicted model, not a curated record. Bases 1 to 2280 code for a protein of 759 amino acids. The transcript is spliced from 4 exons. Gene Ontology annotation, cellular component: nucleus.
AUGGUGAUGUUACAAUCACCUACAAAACCCACGGAUACCGCCGCACAACAAACGGCCAUCAACAGCUCUCAAAUGAGUCCCAACUCACAGCCGGAUUCCCCAAAAUCGAAUACAUCACCCGAAGUGACAACAAAAUCAACAGCCACCGUUGCCGCCGGUGAUAACAACAUGUCAACACCAACCACACCAUCAUCGGGAUUACCCUCACCAACGGGCAAAAUACCGAAAUUUAUCAUAACCCCGCAAAAUAAUCAACAGGCUGUGAAUCAAAAUAAUAAUAAUAAUAACAACAACAAUAAUAAUAAUGCAAAUAACAACAACAACAUGAAAAACAACGAAGAAAGUUUACGUUACUCCAUGGAAAAGCUAAAACAAAUGACCGAACAAAGACGUUCUGCAUCGCCCAAAAAUGAUGAAACCGAAACGGAACAAAAUGGUCAUGAAAAUCACAGGCGUUCGCAAACACCUCCAUCGGCUGGAACUCAACAGCAGCAGCAACAACAACAUCAACCACAACAAUUGCAAUUUAUUUCGGCAACACCACCCCGGAAACUGAUGGAAUUAAAUUCGGUACGCCAAUUGGCACGACCGGAACCAUUGCAGCAUCCCCAUGCUGCUCUACUGCAACAACAUCCACAUUUGUUGCAAAAUCCCCAAUUUUUGGCAGCUGCAGCUCAUCAUGCCCAACAUGGUCAUGGUCACCCGCAUCAUCAUCAUCCUGGACAUCCAGUAUUUCAUGCUCAUCUUCCGACGGCUGCAGCAGUGGCAGCCACGGCAUUCCAUUUGAGAGGUCCGCCACUACCACCAACCGCCACAUCGACUCUCAGUUUGCCAGGACACACACAUGCCCCAUCACCGGCCCAUUCUCCUCUCUCACCACCCAAUUCGCCACCACAUUCCGAACAACAACAGCAAUCAACAAAUGGACUACAAAUGCCUUUAACUCUAACACCUACAACAUCAACAACUUCUUCUUCCUCUUCUGCCACAACCAACGUCCCUUUACCCCACACUAAUCCCCAACUGUCAACAAUUUCUCUGCAACCCUCAUCACAGACGGGUCAAAUACCAGCCGUAUCAUCAUCAGUACAUUUAUCUUUAAGUCCCUCAUCAUCUUCGACCACAAUAUCAUCAAGCUCGUCCAGUUCCAGUUCACAUCAACAGCAUCCUCACCAUCUUCAUCAUCAGCUCCAACAGCAGCAGCAUUCACAUCAUGAUAUGGAUUUGGAAAAGUUGAAAUUGGUUGCCCAAGCCCAAGCAGCAGUGGCUGCCCGUUCUGCUGGUCAAGCUGUUAGCGCCGCAAAUCGUCCGGAUUUAAGUGAUUAUGGUUUUAGAAUACAAUUGGGUGGCUUGGCCGCAGCUGCAGCAGCAGCGGCCGCUACAUCGAGGCAAAUUGCCGCCGCAAAUUAUGCACGAAGUGAUACAAGUGAAGAGUUGAAUGUCGAUGGCAAUGAUGAGGAAAGCAACGAUGAGGGAUCACAAGGUCCACCGUCGGUCUGUCCCGUUGAUUUAACCCGUUCGGUACCGAAUGGCCAUGUUAACUCAACCACUAAUUCACCGACAUCGACCACCUCCGGACAAACGACAACAACAACCAGCGAAAAAGAGACAACAAAACGUUUAGCAUUUUCCGUAGAAAAUAUUUUGGAUCCAACAAAAUUUACAGGAAAAAUGCAACAACAACAGCAACACUAUGCCAAUCAAAGACAAUGGAGUUGUAGUGGUAGCAGUAACUAUGAUCGAGAUGAGGAAAUGCAUGAUGAUGAGCAUAGUGAAGAUAUGUCGGCCCAAGACCUUAAUGACAUGGACCAAGAUGACAUGUGCGACGAUGGCAUGAGUGAUAUUGAUGAUCAUGCAAGUGAGACGGAUUCAAAAAAGGGUGAUGGCCGUUCCGGUGAUGGUAAAUCGAAUAGCAGUAGUGGUGGUUCAAAGCCCAGGCGAGCCCGUACGGCAUUCACCUAUGAACAGUUGGUGUCCUUGGAGAAUAAAUUCAAAACGACCCGGUAUCUAAGUGUUUGCGAACGAUUGAAUUUGGCAUUGAGUUUGUCGCUGACUGAGACGCAGGUGAAAAUCUGGUUUCAAAACCGUCGCACCAAAUGGAAGAAACAAAAUCCUGGUAUGGAUGUCAACAGCCCCACAAUUCCACCACCUACCGGUUCAUUUGGUCCUGGUGCUUAUGCCAGUAGUCUUCUCUACUCACACACUAUGCCCUAUUCACCCUAUGGCCCAUAUUUCCAUCCCUUGGGUGCGGCACAUCAUCUAAGUCAUUCGCAUUCAUAAAAUUGUAAGAUGCAACAUAAAUUGUUGCAAAUAAUGGAAAUGCGUAAAUAUCAAGGACUAAGGAAGGAGU